Molecule: messenger RNA, 735 nt
Organism: Trametes versicolor FP-101664 SS1
Lineage: Eukaryota; Fungi; Basidiomycota; Agaricomycetes; Polyporales; Polyporaceae
Exons: 1
Source: RefSeq, a predicted model, not a curated record
AUGUCAUGCUUACUAUUUGACUUCGCGAUUGAGCCCUUGGCGUGCGCGUUACGCCAGUCGACGCUUAAAGGCAUUGUAAUUCCUGGAGAUACUGAGAGACUGAUUGCGACGUUGUUUGCGGAUGAUACAACGGUUUUCCUUGGAGAAGGCGAUGAUUACGAGGACGCGCUGGCACCUACGGAGGUUUGGUGUAGAGCGGCGAGGGCAAGGUUCAACCUGGAGAAAACGGAGGUUAUCCCUGUCGGAUCGCGUGAGUACCGUGAUUCAGUGGUGGCCUCGAGAAAGCUCUACCCGGACGCGGUGGCUAUACCGGAAAACGUUCACAUUGUUGGGGACGGCGAGGCAGUGAGAUCGCUCGGAGCAUGGAUUGGUAACGGAGUUGAUGAUGUGACGCCGUGGACGACACUGGUAACGACGAUGCGUAAGAACAUGCAGGGAUGGAGUAAGGGGAAACCGACUUUGAUUGGCAGGAAGCUGGCUGUGGACCUAGAAAUUGGUGGCCGCACCCAGUUUUUGGCCAAGGCGCAGGGAAUGCCGAAGUCGGUGGAGUCUGUGAUUACGAGGAUGGUUGCGGAUUUCAUUUGGAAUGGAGAUAAGCACCCACACGUCUCAAGGGAUACGUUAUAUGCCCCUGCGAGUGAAGGGGGCCUCAACGUACUGAAUAUUGGUGCGAGAAACGAUGCAAUAGAUAUCAUGAGGCUCAAGGACUAUCUGAAUAUGACGGAAACGAGGCCG